This is a messenger RNA of Eleginops maclovinus (Patagonian blennie), 6321 nucleotides long. Its product is annotated as myosin heavy chain, skeletal muscle, adult-like. The coding region runs from base 1 to 5802 and encodes 1933 amino acids. Gene Ontology annotation, cellular component: cytoplasm; myosin filament; myosin II complex. Gene Ontology annotation, biological process: muscle contraction. NCBI's taxonomy places the organism in Eukaryota, Metazoa, Chordata, Actinopteri, Perciformes, Eleginopidae. Gene Ontology annotation, molecular function: actin filament binding; microfilament motor activity; ATP binding. The transcript is spliced from 38 exons. The record is from RefSeq and is a predicted model, not a curated record.
AUGAGCGAUGCUGAGAUGGAGAUAUUUGGGGUGGCUGCCCCUUACCUCCGCAAAUCAGAGCGGGAGAGAAUCGCAGCACAAAACAUGCCGUUUGAUGCCAAAACAGCAGUGUUUGUGCCCGACCCGAAGCAGGAGUAUGUGAAGGGGAAGAUCAGAAGCCAAGAUGGAUCCAACGUCACCGUGGAGACUGAGGACGCAAAGAUUGUCACGGUGCACCUGGACGACAUCCGGCCCAUGAACCCUCCGAAGUUUGACAAGCUGGAGGACAUGGCUCUGCUCACACAUCUGCACGAACCUGCCGUGCUCUUCAACCUCAAGGAGCGUUACGCCGCCUGGAUGAUCUACACCUACUCUGGGCUCUUCUGUGUGACUGUGAAUCCCUAUAAGUGGCUUCCAGUCUACAACCCAGAGGUGGUGUCCGGGUACCGUGGGAAGAAACGUCAGGAGGCCCCCCCGCACAUCUUCUCCAUAUCUGACAGCGCUUACCAGUACAUGCUCACAGAUCGAGAGAACCAGUCAAUCCUGAUCACUGGAGAAUCUGGUGCUGGGAAGACCGUCAACACCAAGAGAGUCAUCCAGUACUUUGCAACAAUUGCAUCAGUCGGAGACUCGAGCAAGAAAGAGCAACUUCCUGGAAAAAUGCAGGGGAAUCUGGAAGAUCAGAUCAUCCAGGCCAACCCUCUGCUCGAAGCUUUUGGGAAUGCCAAGACUGUGAGGAACGACAACUCCUCUCGCUUUGGAAAGUUCAUUCGCAUCCACUUUGGAACAAAGGGGAAGUUGGCAUCAGCUGAUAUUGAAACGUACCUUUUGGAAAAAUCCAGAGUGACCUUUCAGUUGCCGGCAGAGAGGAGCUACCACAUCUUCUAUCAGAUCAUGUCGAACAAGAAGCCAGAAUUAAUCGACAUGAUGCUGAUUACCACCAACCCGUACGACUACCCUUUCAUCAGCCAGGGGGAACUCACUGUGCUGAGCAUCGACGACACAGAGGAGCUGAUGGCCACUGAUAGUGCCAUCGACAUCUUGGGGUUCAACACGGAGGAAAAGGUCGGCAUCUACAAGCUGACCGGUGCUGUGAUGCAUUAUGGGAACAUGAAGUUCAAGCAGAAGCAGCGGGAGGAGCAGGCGGAGCCCGACGGCACAGAGGUGGCUGACAAAGUGGCCUACCUGAUGGGCCUGAACUCUGCAGAUCUGCUGAAGGCUCUCUGCUAUCCCAGAGUGAAGGUGGGGAAUGAGUAUGUCACCAAAGGACAGACUCCUCAGCAGGUGAACAACGCCAUGGGGGCUCUGUCUAAGGCGGUGUAUGAGAAGCUGUUCCUGUGGAUGGUCACCAGGAUCAACCAGCAGCUGGACACCAAACUACCAAGACAGCAUUUCAUUGGCGUCCUGGACAUAGCAGGGUUUGAGAUUUUUGAGAUGAACAGCCUGGAGCAAAUGUGCAUCAACUUCACCAACGAGAAGCUGCAACAGUUUUUCAACCACCACAUGUUUGUGUUGGAGCAAGAGGAGUACAAGAAGGAAGGGAUUGUGUGGGAGUUCAUUGACUUUGGUAUGGACUUAGCAGCCUGCAUUGAGCUCAUUGAAAAGCCAAUGGGCAUUUUCUCUAUUCUCGAAGAAGAGUGCAUGUUUCCAAAGGCUACAGAUGGCUCCUUCAAGAACAAGCUGUACGACCAACACCUGGGGAAGAACAGCAUAUUCCAGAAGCCCAAGCCCUCCAAAGGAAAGGCUGAAGCCCACUUCUCCCUGGUGCAUUACGCCGGCACUGUAGACUACAACCUGAGCGGCUGGCUGGAGAAGAACAAAGACCCGCUCAACGACACCGUGGUGCAGCUUUACCAGAAAGCUUCCCUGAAGCUGCUCUCACAGCUCUUUGCAACGUACUCUGCUGCUGACGCUGAUGGAAGUAAGAGAAGUGCCAAGAAAAAAGGAUCUUCUUUUCAGACGGUUUCUGCACUUUUCAGGGAAAACCUGAAUAAACUGAUGGCCAACCUGCGCUCAACACAUCCACACUUUGUGAGAUGCAUCAUCCCCAAUGAAACCAAGACACCAGGCUCCAUGGAUCACCACCUGGUCCUUCACCAGCUGCGCUGUAACGGCGUGUUGGAAGGAAUCAGGAUCUGCAGGAAAGGAUUUCCCAGCCGGAUCCUCUAUGGGGAUUUCAGGCAGAGAUACAGGAUUUUGAACGCCAGUGCGAUCCCGGAGGGGCAGUUUAUCGACAGUAAAAAGGCUUCAGAGAAACUGCUGUCCUCUAUCGAUGUGGACCAUGCCCAGUAUCGAUUUGGAUACACAAAGGUGUUUUUCAAAGCCGGCCUGCUGGGUCUCCUGGAGGAGAUGAGGGAUGAGCGUCUGGCUGUGCUGAUGACUCGAAUCCAGGCCGUUUCCAGAGGUUACGUCACCAGGCUGUGGCUCAAGGAGAUGACAAAGAAAAGAGAGUCCAUUUACAUCAUCCAGUACAACAUCCGUUCCUUCAUGAAUGUGAAGAACUGGCCUUGGAUGAGACUCUUCUUCAAGAUAAAGCCUCUGUUAAGAAGCGCAGAGGCCGAGAAGGAGAUGCAGAACAUGAAGGAGGCGUUCUCACGACUCAAAGAGGAGUUUGCAAAGUCAGAGGCAAGGAGGAAGGAGCUGGAAGAGAAAACGGUCAUGCUCUUCCAGGAGAAGAACGACCUUUACCUUCAAAUCCAAGCAGAAAGGGAGAACCUGUGCGAUGCCGAGGAGAGGUGCGAAGGUCUGAUAAAGAGCAAGAUCCACCUGGAGGCCAAAGUCAAAGACAUCUCCGAGAGGAUGGAGGAAGAGGAGGAUAUCAAUGCAGAAAUCACUGCGAAGAGGAGGAAGCUGGAGGAUGAAUGCACAGAGCUCAAGAGAGACAUCGACGACCUGGAGCUCACCAUCGCUAAAGUGGAGAAGGAGAAAUACGCCACGGAAAAUAAGGUAAAAAACUUGGUAGAGGAGCUCAGUACUCUUGAGGAAAAACUGCUGAAGUCUUCAAAGGAGAUCCGAGCUUUGCAGGAGGUGCACCAGCAGACGUUAGACGACCUCCAGGCUGAGGAAGACAAAGUGAACACUCUGGUGAAGACCAAAAUCAAACUGGAGCAACAGGUUGAUGACCUGGAGGGCUCACUGGAGCAGGAGAAGAAGGUGAGUGCAGACUUGGAGAGAUUCAGGAGAAAACUUGAGGGGGAUCUGAAGCUGUCCCAAGAAACCAUCAUGGACCUGGAGAAUGAAAGACAACAAACGGAGGAGAGACUGAAAAAAAAGGACUUUGAAAUCAGCAAUCUGCAGAGCAAAGUCGAUGUUGAGCAAGUCCUGAUGAUCCAACUCCAAAAGAAAAUUAAAGAGUUACAGACUCGAACUGAAGAGCUGGAAGAAGAAAUAGAGUCAGAGCGUUCAUCUCGAGCCAAAGUGGAGAAGCAGCGGUGCGAUCUGUCCCGAGAGCUAGAGGAGAUUAGCGAGAGGCUGGAUGAGGCCGGAGGAGCCACUGCCGCUCAGGCCGAGUUAAACAAAAAGCGGGAUGCCGAUUUCCAGAGGCUGCGUCGUGAUCUGGAGGAAUCCACCCUGCAGCACGACUCAAUCGCCGCAACUCUGCGCAAGAAACAGGCCGACAGUGUGGCCGAACUAAGCGAGCAGAUUGAAAACCUCCAGAGAGUCAAGCAGAAACUGGAGAAGGAGAAGAGUGAGCUGAAGAUGGAAAUUGACGACAUGACGAGCAACACGGAGAGUGUCCUGAAAAGCAAGGCUCAUUUGGAGAAGCUGUGCAGGAGCCUUGAAGACCAGAUGAAUGAAUAUAAAACCAAAUCAGACGAAGCCCAGAGGUCUCUGAGUGAUUACACCAUGCUCAGUGCUCGUCAACAAACUGAAAAUGGGGAGCUAACACGUAUGCUGGAGGAGAAAGAGAUCACUCUGUCGCAGCUGAACAGAGUCAAAAACGUCGGAGGUCAACAGAUUGAAGAGUUGAAGAGACUCUUGGAUGAGGAAACCAAGACAAAGAAUGCCCUGGCGCACGGUUUGCAGUCGUCUCGCCACGACUGCGAGCUGCUGAGGGAGCAGUACGAGGAGGAGCAGGAGGCCAAAGCCGAGCUGCAGCGCUGCAUGUCUAAAGCCAACAGCGAGGUGUCUCAGUGGAGGACCAAAUACGAGACGGACGCCAUCCAACGCACCGAAGAGCUGGAGGAGGCUAAGAAGAAGCUGGCCCAGCGGCUGCAGGAGUCUGAGGAAAUGACAGAGGCAGCUAAUGUCAAAUGUGCAUCUCUGGAAAAAACCAAGCUGAGGCUGCAGGCGGAGGUGGAGGAUCUCAUGGUGGAGCUGGAACGGUCAAAUGCAGCCAAUGCAGUGUUGGACAAGAAACAGAGAAACUUUGACAAGGUUCUGGUUGAAUUUAAACAGAAAUAUGAGGAGAGUCAAUCCGAACUGGAGGUUUCCCAGAGAGAGUCUCGAGUGUUGAGCACAGACCUUUUCAAACUGAAAAAUUCCUACGAAGAGGCUUUGGAUCAUCUGGAGUCGAUGAAAAGAGAGAAUAAAAACCUUCAGCAGGAGAUUACAGAAAUCACCGAGCAAGUUGGACAAUCUACUAAAAUAUGUCAUGAGCUGGAGAAAGCUACAAAGCAAGCCGAGCAGGAGAGGAGAGACACUCAGGCAACUCUAGAGGAAGUGGAGUCCUCCCUGGAGCACGAGGAGGCAAAAAUCCUGCACCUUCAACUGGAGCUGAACCAGAUCAAGUCAGAGGUGGACAGAAAGGUGUCAGAGAAGGACGAAGAAAUCGACCAGCUGAAGAGGACUCACCAGAGGACUUUGGAAACUCUGCAGAACACGCUGGACACCGAGACGCGCAGCAGGAACGACGCCAUGCGGAUGAAGAAGAAGAUGGAGGGGGACCUGAACGAGAUGGAGAUCCAGCUAAGUCACGCCAACCGCCAGGCGUCCGAGGCCACCAAACAGCUGAGGAACCUACAGGCUCAGCUGAAGGAUGUCCAGGUCCACCUGGAUGAAGCGCUCCACUGUCAGGAGGACUUUAGGGAGCAGCUAGCCAUCACAGAGCGUCGCACCAACCUCCUGAUAGCCGAGAACGAGGAGAUCAAGGCGGCGCUGGAGCAAUCUGAGAGAAGUCGCAAGCUGGCUGAGCAGGAAGUGAUCGACUUCAGCCAGAGGAUUCAGCUGCUGCACGCUCAGAACUCCAGCCUCAUAAACACCAAGAAGAAGAUGGAGUCUGAUUUAUCUCAGCUGCAGUCAGAGAUGGAGGAUUCCGUCCAGGACGCGAGGAACGCCGAUGAGAAGGCCAAAAAAUCCAUCAUGGAUGCUGCCAUGAUGGCGGAGGAGCUGAAGAAGGAGCAGGACACCAGCGCUCACCUGGAGAGGAUGAAGAAGAACCUGGAGGUGACCGUAAAGGAUCUGCAGCAGCGUCUGGACGAAGCCGAGCAGCUGGCUCUGAAGGGAGGGAAAAAAGAGCUUCAAAAACUGGAAGCCAGGGUACGUGAGCUGGAAAAUGAAUUGGACUCAGAACAGAAACGCAGCAGUGAGGCCAUGAAAGGUGUGCGGAAAUACGAGAGGAAAAUGAAAGAGCUCACUUAUCAGGGUGAGGAGGAGAAGAAGAGCGUGGCAAGGCUUCAGGAUUUAGUCAACAAACUGCAGCUGAAAGUUAAAGUGUAUAAGAGGCAGUGUGAGGAAGCGGAGGAACAAACCGGCGUCCACUUGGCGAAAGCUCGAAAGGUGCAACAUGAACUGGAGGAAGCGGAGGAACGAGCCGACGCGGCAGAAUCCCAGUUGAAUAAAUUACGAGCAAAGAGCCGGGAUGUUGUCGGUAAAGGGGAAUAGAAAUUUAUAUUGAUUUUUGGUUUUAAACCUUAUUCAUCAAAAGGGAUUUUUUUGGGCCUAUUCAUUUUACGGAUUAUUGUGGCUGUGCUUCUGCAUAUCACAUAUUUUGGCAAUUUCUCCUAUUUUACUUUCGAGGUUAAACCUUUAGUCCUAUAAUAGGUGUACAUUGAAGUUUGUAGCCAAAAUACAAACAAUCAGUCCCUUACAGACAAUAAGUGAAACCAAUUACAACCAUAAUAAAAUAAUCCUACUUUUUAAUUUGAUACGGCUUUCAAUCUAGAGCCCUACUGUACCGUCAAAAUGGUAUUACUUUAUUAUUUGUAACGAGAUUGAGAAUUUUUCACAUGUUUGCCCUAUGGGACAAAUACAUGCUAUUUUCUUAGUGUCCACUAGAGUUGUUGCUGCUGUUUUAUGUGUUUGAUGCAAGUAACCAUAUCAAUGUUGUUGCUUGUCGUUGACAUACCCCGGGUUGUAAAAGAUCCCCCUAGGAUUUAGAAUACAUAAAAUAAUGACAUUUAA